This is a messenger RNA of Asparagus officinalis (garden asparagus), 521 nucleotides long. RefSeq names its product protein ENDOSPERM DEFECTIVE 1-like. Gene Ontology annotation, cellular component: nuclear microtubule; cytoplasm; centrosome. Gene Ontology annotation, molecular function: microtubule binding. The transcript is spliced from 4 exons. The coding region runs from base 27 to 401 and encodes 124 amino acids. The record is from RefSeq and is a predicted model, not a curated record. Gene Ontology annotation, biological process: centrosome cycle; spindle assembly. NCBI's taxonomy places the organism in Eukaryota, Viridiplantae, Streptophyta, Magnoliopsida, Asparagales, Asparagaceae.
AACUUAUCACCAUUUGCAACUUGCAGAUGCCAUAUUUGGAUAACUGGUCAAGUGCAGAAGAAGAUUAUUCAAGCUCUCUCACAGGAGUAACAAAGGCUCUACAGGAUGCUUCCCUCCGGCUACCUAUCACUGGAAAUGUGAAGGCCGAUGUUAAAGAUCUCAAGGAAGUUUUUGACUCCAUAAUGAAUAUAUUCAGUUGUCUAUCUCCCUGUGUUCAGAGAUUUGUACCGAAGGGUGAAGUUGUUGAAGAUGUAAUCUCAAAUCUUGCAGAGCUAGUUAGUACUGAAAGAGCUCUAAUAGAAGAGUGUGGAAGUCUCUUAUCUCAAGCACAUAAUUUGCAGAUGACUGAAUGCAGCUUGAGAGGCCAAUUAAUUCAAUCAAAACGGAGCGCUGGAGCGUGAGAUAAUAAUAAGACUAUUCUUUUUCUUUUUUUUCAUUCAUUCUUUCAGUCAUCUUUUUCUCCUUUGUGUCAUUGGUUCUUAUCUUGAUAAAUAAAAGAAGAUAAUAUUCUCUUUAUCUCA